AAUUUUGAGGUUAGAAAGUAAAUCAGGUGGGAAGAUGAUUUUGAGAUUUUCCCAGAAUUCCUGUAAAAUCAUUAAAAAUGGGCUUUUUGCGAGGUGUCUCUCCAUGGGGAGGAUUUCACAGAAGAGUUCAGGAGUGAAGGAAGAGAGAGUCAAUGCUGGGAAUUCCCAAGAUUCCACAAUAUGGACAACAAUUUACAAACUUCCGGCAAUUCGACUUUUUUCAACGGCAAAUAAAAUUAAAAUCCAUCAGGGAAUCAUUACAACCAUCCUUUGCCCUAUAUCAUGGGUAGCAGAGAGUAGUAAAUACAUCCCGGAAGGAUCUUUCAUGGCAGUGGCGGGAAUAGGAGUUUCAGGAUUUGCAGCCCUGUGUAUCUUUAGUCUUCUGCUGAGGAAUGUGGUGGGAUUCGUAUACCUGGACAGCACGGGGGAGAGAAUAAAGUUAGCCUACGUGAGUUUCCUGGGCGCCCGACUAGAAGCUGAGCAUUUAGUCAAGGAUGUAAUCCCAGCGGAUGAGCUCCCACCAUCCAGGUACAAAUUAUACUACCCACUGACCCUUCGUACGUCCAAGGAGAAGUACGCAAUCUUCCACAAAGGAGGUUCAAUGGAGGAUAUUGAGAAGUUUGGGGCAAUUUUUGGCUACGAUCUGGUUUAGAUUUUAAGGAUUUUAGAAAGUUUAUUAAUAGAGACUAUAAAGUUCCUGGA
This is a messenger RNA of Lutzomyia longipalpis, 702 nucleotides long. RefSeq names its product transmembrane protein 186. NCBI's taxonomy places the organism in Eukaryota, Metazoa, Arthropoda, Insecta, Diptera, Psychodidae. The record is from RefSeq and is a predicted model, not a curated record. The transcript is spliced from 2 exons. Bases 35 to 652 code for a protein of 205 amino acids. Gene Ontology annotation, cellular component: mitochondrion.